Parnassius apollo (apollo) is the source of this 5313-nucleotide messenger RNA. The record is from the annotation of a GenBank genome assembly. Lineage: Eukaryota; Metazoa; Arthropoda; Insecta; Lepidoptera; Papilionidae.
AUGGCUAAAAACACAGGCGUCUUACACGAGAUAAGAUGGAUGCUGGGACGCUGUAGUGGCAAAGAGAUGUCGAAUCAGGCGGGGCUGAAGCAUGUGCCGACCGAACCGACCCAGCUCGAGAGUAAACGGUCACGUCGUCGAGCUGGUGGUAGAGCGGCCGCGUUGCGUCGAGCGCCAUCAGACUCCGACUGUUCGGGCGAGACGGCCUCGCUAUCCGCGGACAGUGCAGAGCGGGCGCCGAGGGUUCCACCGCCAACUACUAGACAGACCAAGUCGCGGAGCAGUCGACGGCGCGGCAGCGAAUGGGAAGUGCUUGAAGGACUAAAAGAUGGGCAGCGUUUCGACAAAAGACCCGAGGUAUUCAAUGGCUACCUACACAAGAAAAGGAAGUGGCCGCUCAAGGGUUGGCACAAGCGUUUCUUCGUAGUGGAUGGCGGUAUAUUAGUGUACGCGCGGUCGCCCUCCGAUGUCGCUCGAGGGCGUCUCCAUGGCUCGGUGGAUGUCGGUCUUUCCGUCAUCUCGGCUAAGGCCCGACGACGGCGCAUAGAUAUAGAUGCCGACGAGUUUAUCUACCAUUUAAGAGCGAAAACGCCUGAAGUGUUUCGCACUUGGUUAAACGUGUUAAAGGCGCACCGUCUAUACCGCCAGCACCUAUUGACAUUCGGUGCCCGGGAAUCUGUGCCCAAAAUUCACGCACCACUAGAAGAAUUACCACCCACGGAGACAUCAUCACAAUCUAUGUCAAGAACAGAAACCUCCACCCUAAGUUCAAGUGAAUGCACGCGAACCGAUUCACAGACUACUUGGGCGUCUUCCGCUUUAUUUCCCACAUUUUCCUACAAAAAACUUUGCGCUAAUAUUCCUUUAAAAAAUUGGUCUCGCAAAUUUUUAAAUAAAUAUGACUUGAAACCUUUAAAAUAUCAAUUUAUGGACGAUGUCAAUUCAAAGUCCAACAAAUUGCCAUUGAAGCAUGCUAGUCUUUGCUCUAUGAAUUAUGUUGAGAGAACAAGAAAUAUACCUAAUAAAUUUGAGAAUACACAAAACGAAUCAAAAAGUUUAAAAGCCCAUGUUGAAAGAGAAAUGCUCAUGCACAGCACUGAGUUGGACGUGAGAAUAGGUUCGACGGGAUUGGAAUCAUUACUGUGUGCAUAUUCUCUUAAUUCUCCGAAUAGAAAAGUGUCGCCUUUAAAGAAAAGUAAAGACAAAGAAAAAAAAAUAGGAACUUCACAGUGCGGCAAGGACGCAAAACGUACUACUUUAACUCAAACUGAACGCACUUUAUUUUGUUUCACUCACAAAAGUCGUCCCUUUAGUGCCAACAAGAAACAGCCUUUUUUGAAACGAAGCAUGAAAUCAACGAAUGUGGUUAAAUAUAAAAACGUGGUAAACGAACCACCUCUAAAGCAUCCGUUUAACAAAUGCACAUUGCUUGGGAAAUGUAAUAAACUGAAGAUUUCACGUCACUCUGAUAUCAGACCUGCAAAAGUUUUACAUACGAGUAGAAAUAGCAACGUCCUUGAAAUCAUUUCUAAUGUAAAGAAAUUAGAAUCACUUCAAGACUCUUUUAUUGGAUCUGAUUUCGAUAAAAUGACUGAAAAACUUACGGAGGCCGUAGUUAAAAAAUACAAUAAAUCACAUAUUAUUCAAAAUGAAUGCCUACUGAAAAGUUUCAUAAAUCAAAUAGUUAAAGAGAUGUACAGUGUUAGUUGCGAUAACAAUGAUGAAAAUCUUGAAAAAGCACUAUUCAAAUGUCUUCUAGAAUAUUGGAUACAAAAUACUUCAACUGAAAAACGAGAUCCUAUAUCCAAAGAAGUUAAAUCUAUAGGCAGACCCUCGAAUAAUUAUUUCACUCAAGACCAAAACACAUCUACUUUAUUUAUUCCGAAUUAUACAAAGGAAACACAGUUUUAUGGAAUUGGUGAUACAAUAACUAAGAAAAAGCCUGGAUUUUUAAUAACGACUUCAGUCACACAAUUACAGGAAAAAAAGUCAUCCGACAGAAAAAGUUUUGACAAAGAACGACGUAUACAAGAAUUAGAAAGACUCCUUAAAAAUACUGUAUAUUGUGAAAACCUACAAACUGCUCAAAGAAAAGAGGAAGAUAUUAAAAUAACUAAAACUUUAAUCGAUAAUAUUGGUAAAAUGUCACGAAAUGUUUCCAAACCAUACGCUUUACCUGAACUACCAGAAUUACAAAAUACCAUAGAUCAUCUACUCAGCGAGACCUCCCUUCCUCCAGAUUUAGCCAAGGAAUUCUUUAGCGCUUAUUUAAACCUUCUUAGAAAUGAGAGUACUGAUGACUCUAGCGUUCUAACUACUGAUACUUCUAAAAUUAUCGAACAUAGUUCUCAACCUAUGUGUGAAGUAUUAGCGGAAUGCGCUCUAAAAACAUUAUCCCACGGUCUUAUGGCAAAAAACUGUAAUGAAAAUAAUCAUAUUAUACAGAACUUGCCACUUAAAGAUUCCGGUCAAACGUAUUUAAACAUUGUAUUAAACAAAAUUACUACUGAAUCGGGUAAUGGUUGCAAUUUCGACUCUCAGAAAUUAAACAGUAGAAACGAAACAAUACCAAAAGAUACUCAUAAAGAUAAAUUAAAAACAUGUGCCAAAAUUUGUCCUAAUGCAAAUUCUGACCAAAUCGAUAAAGCAGAUAUUAUUUCUUUUUCCAAAUACAAUCUAGAACAUAUUUCGACAACAAGUAUUCCAUUGAUAACAGCUGAGAUACCGAUAGCAAUCAAACUAAAAGAACCUCCCAACCUUGAUUUCGAAUUUACAGAAAAACUCAAUCUUAUACAUAACGCUUGGUUUUUAAACACUAACUUAAACAAAUCAUCUUCAGAUCAAAUUUUUAAUGCAAUCGUAUUUGAUCACUCAGCCAAUCACAAUAAGAAUUCAUAUCUGGAUUACAAUUAUGAUAUUAAAAAUGAAAGAAUCAGUGUCAAACCAUAUUACAGCAGUCAAACAACAUCUAAAAUUCAAGGUGUUAAAAAUAAUUCUGAAUAUAAUCCUAUUUCGAAUAAUUGCCCUUAUUUUGUCUAUGAUCCACAAACUUGCGUUUUAAUGGCAAUGAGGGAAGAGUGUUUGCAAACAAACCUUCACUCGAAAGAAAAAACAAACUUAGAUAAGGCUUUGGAAAUAUUGCCAAAUGCUUCAAUUCACGUUAGUGAAUCUACCGAGCUAUCAUCACAAGAAGAAGCAGGACCAAGAAUGAUCGAUGAACCUUUCAUACUUUGUUUGUUAAAAAAUUUGGUCACGUUCUCCAAACAUGUACCAACAUUACACAAAGAUAUUCGUAGUUUAUAUCGAAAGCUGACAAAGAAAUUUGAAAAUAUUGCGAAGGAUUAUAAUAACACUGUUAUACGCAAUGUUUCAAAUAAAGAAGUUGGUAUUCAAUUUGAUGGAUUUAUUGAUAUAAAAGGACCAAUAAAUAAAUCGGUUAAAACUAACGCUGAAACCAAUACAAUUGAUUUUAUUACACUCUUAUCGAACAACAGAAACAUGGGUAACACAUCGAAAACUAGUCGAUUGCCUGUAAAAGAACCACUUAAUAUAGGAAUACAGAAAGGGAAACAUAUUAUUAUGUCUAAUACAAAAGAAUCGAAUUAUGAUUCUGUAAUACCAAACAAAACAAAUCAAUCCAUUUCAAAUCAAAGUUGGUAUAUGCAAAAGUGCACAAGAAAUAUCACUAUAAACAGUAUUACUAAAGCUCACAAUCAUAGAUACAAUAAUAUAACAAGAAUACCAGUGUUAUUAGAAAAGAAAUCUCCAGCUAGAAACACUAAACAAGGGCUAGUUAGCCCGACGGGUGCACCACUGCGAGGCCCGCAGGCCGGCUUUGUGUCGGGAACGCCUGGCGGCCGAUUGGCUGGUUGGAUAAUAGAUUCAGGUGGUCCCCUGGAGAAUGCUUCGCGGGAACUGGGCCAAGCCCAGCUCUCCGUCCAGCAGUUGCAGCGGUUGCUCGACGCGCUUGAAAUGCAACAGCAGGUCCACCACGACACUGAUGUUUCAAUAGAGGGCGCUUCUCCGAACGUUAAGAAAGAUCGCCGCAAGUUUGGUCUAAGAAAAAAGAAAUCCAGCAACAAAUGCGCUUCCAUAGAACUCGCACCACCGCAUAUAGAUCCGUCUAACUCACAUAUGGCGCUGUCAGCGCUGACCGCGCCGUCGUCGCCGGGCGGGGGCGCCUCCGCUGCGCCCAACUCCGCCGCCUCGCUGCCCAUCGGAUUCUACGAAAUUGCGUUUCUUUCGACAUUUCUGGCCACCACUUUAGUUCCGUGUGCGGCGGCGGCGACGCGGCCGCAGUCCCUGCCGGGCGCGGAGGCGUUGGGCGGUGCGCCCGGCGCCACGCUGCCGUCGCUCACUCCCGACCAGCAGCUGCGAGAGGACUUCACGGUCUUGGCCAAGGACCUCGUCGCCAGUCUGAAAGGGAUCGUCUCUACACUGGUGAUGGAGCGCGGGCGGCUGGCGGGCGAGGCGGCGGGUGGCGCGCUGGCGACGCUGCGCUCCAACUUGGCCACAGCGUUGCAUCAGAACUCCGAGCUCCGCUCCCGCCUGUCCCGGAUACACGACGCCUCCGAUCUGGCCGAGAUCUCUUCCAUGGGCCGCAACUCUGAACAGAACCGUCAGUUCCAGCAGUCGCUGAGCUACAGUUCGUCGUGCGUGUCCGCCUCAGAGUUCUUCGACGCGGAGGAACAUGAUGACGAAUUCAAGUCCGCCGAGAUCAUCGACGCUGACGAGGCUGGCGUAAUAGAACUAGACGGCGAUUCGUCAUCGGACGGAGGUUCCUUGAGCAGUGAAGAAGGAUCAGCUAGUUCCGACAACUCGGAUGCAGCAAUGGUGACGGCGGAGCAAGUGACGAUGCGGCUAAGCACGAACGGUGCGUGCGAGGGGGCGGGCGGGACGGGUGCGGGGGUUGGAGGCGCCGUGGGAGGCGGGGCUAGUGUGGGGGGCGCGGUGCGCGGUUGGGCUCGGCGUACGCGGCUGCCCAGCCCGCGGCCCACGCCGGGCGGGCCCAGCCUCUGGAACCUGCUCUACAAGAACAUCGGCAAGGACCUCAGCCAGAUCUCCAUGCCCGUCACCAUCAACGAGCCGCUCAACAUGCUCCAGCGGUUGUGCGAGGAGCUGGAGUACUGCGAGUUGCUGGAGGCGGCCGCCGCAUGCCAGGGUGCGGCCGAGCGCAUGGCACUGGUGGCAGCCUUCGCCGUGAGCGCGUACGCGGCGUCCGCGCACCGAGCCGCCUCCAAGCCGUUCAACCCACUGCUGGGCGAGACCUACGAGUGCGUGCGCGAGGACCGCGGCUUCCACUUCGUGGCGUAG